This is a messenger RNA of Athene cunicularia (burrowing owl), 636 nucleotides long. It is a transcript of the gene VGLL2, whose product is annotated as vestigial like family member 2. Gene Ontology annotation, cellular component: nucleus. The record is from RefSeq and is a predicted model, not a curated record. Bases 1 to 576 code for a protein of 191 amino acids. The transcript has 3 exons. Lineage: Eukaryota; Metazoa; Chordata; Aves; Strigiformes; Strigidae. Gene Ontology annotation, biological process: regulation of transcription by RNA polymerase II.
AUGGGAAAGAUCAUGGAUGGCUCCUUCCCGAUGAACCAGCGCAGCUUCCCACCAUCCUUCUGGAACAGCACAUACCAGCCUUCCUCGGUCCCAGCCACCCUGAGCAGCCCCCUGGCAGCUGCCGCCCACAGUGAGCUGCCCUUUGCCGCUGCCGCUGCUGACCCCUACGCACCGGCCUCUCUGCAUGGCCAUCUGCACCAGGGUGGCCCUGAGCCCUGGCACCAUGCCCACCACCACCACCACCACCACCACCACCCCUACAUCGGCACACAGAGCACUGCCUACGCCCGCCCCGCCACCAUGCACGAGGUCUACGGGCCCCACUUCGACCCCCGCUACGGCUCCCUGCUGGUGCCCACCGCCUCCGUCCGCCCCCACCGCCUCACCCCUGCCUCCGUGCCCACACCGGUCAGCCCCCCCUGCGAACUGGGCAAGAGUGAGACGGGCACUGCCGCAGCCUGGACGGCGCCGGGACCCUUCCCCAAUGCGGCGGGGGACAUGGCACAGAGCCUCGGCCUCAAUGUGGAUGCAGGUUUGCAGCCUCAGGAUAAAAGCAAGGAUCUAUACUGGUUUUAGAGCUGUCCUUCACUCUUCUUCCCCUGGCUCUCCCCUGUAGAUCUCUGCCUGUUAGACAAG